CGAAAACACUCAACACUCAACCCUAUGGGCAACACAUGUCUCACUCCACUCCCACAGCACUCUCACAACUGUCACGUGUUUUGUCCACAAAUAAGUGUCACAUUUAUUUGCAUUCAAUUUACUGUCAUUUAAUUGCCACUAAACUAAUUGUCUUUAACAAUCAGGUUGAACACUGUUUUCCACACAAAUAUAUGCUUUUCAAUGACUAAUAAUUGUAGUGAAAGUGGAGUCGAGAGGAGUAUCUGAUUGUGUGAAGUGUUAGUGAAUUAGCGCUCAUUUCAAUUGCUUCGCCAAACACUAUUUGACGGAUUGAUUGCUUGUUGUAAUGAAUGCAUAGUUUUCUAAUCAUUUGCUUCAAUCAGUCAUACAUUAAAUGUCAUUAGAUAUGAACGACUCGUUUAAAGUGGUCUCCGAUUAUAUAUCAAUUCCGGAGAAUAUAUAUUACGUGAAGAACUUCAUUGAUGCCAAUGAGGAGCGGUGUCUGAUCGACAAUGUGCUGAGCAGUCCGAAGCCCAAGUGGACGGUGCUGUCCAACCGGCGCCUCCAGAACUGGGGUGGACUGCCUCACCCCAAGGGAAUGGUUAGGCAACAGUUGCCACAAUGGUUGGAGAAGUAUGCCUUGAAAUUGUCACAAAUGAAUGCCUUCGGCGGUAAUACAGCCAAUCACGUGCUUAUCAAUGAGUACGCGAGUGGACAGGGAAUUAUGCCGCACGAAGACGGGCCCCUCUUCUACCCAACGGUGGCCACAAUUAAUACCGGUUCCCACACUCUCCUCGACUUCUACACCAAGAACUCCCAAACCGUUGAAGGAGACGCCGAUCCGAACCCUCAAAGAAUUCCAGUGUUUUCUAUACUUUUAGAGCCACGAAGUCUUGUGAUAUCGCAAAGGGAUGCCUACGAGUCAUACCUUCACGGCAUACGCGAAGUGAAAAGUGAUGUGAUAACCGACCGAAUCGCUAACCUAUACCUCUGUGACAGUCAUGUGAUCGGCGAAGAGCUCGAGAGAAGCACUCGAUUCUCUUUCACCAUAAGAUUUGUGCCAAAAGUUGUUAAGAAUUUAUUAUUUUUGAAAUAA
Molecule: messenger RNA, 1075 nt
Organism: Oppiella nova
Lineage: Eukaryota; Metazoa; Arthropoda; Arachnida; Sarcoptiformes; Oppiidae
Source: the annotation of a GenBank genome assembly